This is a messenger RNA of Linum tenue, 1086 nucleotides long. The record is from the annotation of a GenBank genome assembly. NCBI's taxonomy places the organism in Eukaryota, Viridiplantae, Streptophyta, Magnoliopsida, Malpighiales, Linaceae.
CCCAAAGCCCCAAAAUUUGUUCCUCUUCAGCAAAGAAUCAUUUUAUUCCAGGAGGUAACCCCAAAACCAACCAAUUAAUCAAUUAGCCAGCCUACAGCCCACAACACCAUUUUUCAUCUCUCUUUGUCAAAACAUGAGAGUACUCGUUACUAUAAGACCGACCGAAAUACGCACCUCUAUCAAUCCCAUCCAUCUACAUAUAUAAACAUAAUUGUAUUCACUAGAGAUUGAUUCAGUAAUCGUCAUCAACAUGGCUAGGCCGGGUGUUACCAAGCGUUCCUACGAGGAUUUCGAGCCCUUCUGCAGGUGGGAAAGAAGCCCAGAUCAAGACGUCCUCCUCGUCCAUCUUCAGGGGUUCAAGAGGCAGCAGCUGAAAAUUCAGACGAACAACAUGGGAGUGAUGACAAUAACAGGGGAGCGGUGUCUGGACUGCCAGCACAAUCGAUGGGCGCGUUUCAGCAAAGAGACACGCCUCCCCACCAACGACAUCAAGACCAACGAGAUUCACGCCAAUCUUUCCGCCGGCAUCCUCUCAGUCGUCAUGCCCAAGAAGCCGGCGGUACUUCCGCAGCCGCCGCUGUCAUCGUCCCCUGACGCUGGCCAUGAGCAUCACGAGUACCAGCCGGUGACGGGAACAGAGCAUCGUUAUCAUGAGGAACAGAGCACACGAGUUUUCGAUGAUCAAGAAUCCGAAGGUGGGACGCAGAGGGUUGUCGGGAAGGAUUUGAUGGCGCCGAUGAAGUUGAGAGGUGUUUGGCGGGUGACGAAUGUUGUAGUUGUGGUUACGGUUGCUGUUGCCGUUGUAGUGGCUGUGGGAGCGGUUUUGGCGGGAUACGGAUUUCGUCGAAGUAGUUCGUAUGCGACGGGCGUAUCGGAAUUGGGAUUUGUGAUUGCGGGAUGAAAAACAGAACGGCUAAACUUUGAGACAUUACGGAGAUUGUGCGUCGCCGUCGAUAUAUGGCUAAUAUUCAUGGCCCAUGGGGGGAAAAACUUGGUAAAAGAUGUUAAUAUUGUUAUGAAAUAAUUGAUUAUUGUUGAUAUUCAUUUCAUUCUAGGUCGGCCAAUGUAUUAGAAGUCAUUUACCUG